AUGGCAACCGAGGGGCUGCAGGAGAACGAGACCCUGGCAUCGCUGAAAAACGAGGCCGAGAGCCUGAAGGGCAAGCUGGAGGAGGAGCGGGCCAAGCUGCACGACGUGGAGCUUCAUCAGGUGGCAGAGCGUGUGGAGGCGCUGGGCCAGUUUGUGAUGAAGACCAGGAGGACCCUGAAGGGCCAUGGAAAUAAAGUUCUCUGUAUGGACUGGUGCAAAGACAAGAGAAGAAUUGUGAGCUCUUCCCAGGAUGGGAAGGUGAUCGUGUGGGAUUCCUUCACUACCAACAAGGAACAUGCCGUGACGAUGCCGUGUACCUGGGUGAUGGCGUGUGCCUAUGCCCCGUCUGGAUGUGCCAUUGCUUGUGGUGGCCUGGACAACAAGUGUUCUGUGUACCCUCUGACAUUUGACAAAAAUGAAAAUAUGGCUGCAAAGAAGAAGUCGGUUGCAAUGCAUACAAACUACUUGUCUGCCUGCAGCUUCACUAACUCAGACAUGCAGAUCCUGACAGCAAGUGGAGAUGGAACCUGUGCCCUGUGGGAUGUUGAGAGCGGGCAGCUUCUACAGAGUUUCCAUGGUCAUGGAGCUGAUGUCCUGUGCCUGGACCUGGCCCCUUCUGAAACAGGAAAUACAUUUGUCUCUGGGGGAUGUGACAAGAAAGCCAUGGUUUGGGAUAUGCGGUCUGGUCAGUGCAUCCAGUCAUUUGAAACCCAUGAUUCAGAUAUCAACAGUGUCAGAUAUUACCCAAGUGGAGAUGCUUUUGCCUCUGGUUCAGACGAUGCCACGUGUCGUUUGUAUGACCUUCGUGCAGACAGAGAAGUCGCAAUUUAUUCCAAAGAGAGCAUAAUUUUUGGAGCAUCCAGUGUGGACUUCUCUCUCAGCGGUCGCCUCCUGUUUGCAGGCUAUAAUGAUUACACCAUAAAUGUCUGGGACGUGCUGAAAGGGUCCCGUGUAUCCAUUCUGUUUGGACAUGAAAAUCGUGUCAGCACCUUGCGGGUCUCUCCCGAUGGGACGGCGUUUUGCUCGGGCUCCUGGGACCACACUCUCCGAAUCUGGGCUUAACCUGAGAUCCUAUACACAGAAUCAAAUGAAGACUGAUACCCUGGACUACAACAACUGCAUAAAAAAGCCACCCCUCAAAAUCAAAUACUUGCUGCACCACAAAAGAGUGACACUGAGCCCACAGAUUAACACAGCUAGGUAGAAAAUGUAAUCUGCUUCAACACACAGCAAACAUCAACGUGUAGUAAAAUUAAAUGUUUUUAAUUUUGUUUUGAAACUAUCUUCUUUUAUUAGAACUAGUUUAGAUAAUUAUAAAGGGACUUUUCUCUUAAGUCACCUGUAUCAUAGAAAUGAGUAUUUCAGUGCACAUUAUGUAUUUAUUUGCAUGAAUUGAGUUCCUUUUUAAAGUAAAACAAAAAAAAAAUAGAAAAAAAGAAAAAAUAUUCCUGAUUUUAUCAGGAUGUAGCAUAGGACUUUGGAAACAUUCCGUAAUAGUGCAUUGAAUUUUGGUGUUGGAAAGUGGAAAGAAAAACAAUUCUGAUAGAUUAUGAUGGCGUUAUGGAUGACUGAACCUGGCUAGUAAGUAGAGGAGCAAAGGACCUACUGUGAAGGUACUGGCUGUUGUCAUAAAAAGGUAUUUUUUGUACAAAAAAAGGAAUCCUUUCAAUCCCUGGUUUUUCCUACCGUCUUUUUAGAUAGUAAAUAAUAUUUCAUCUCUGUUACCUGAAUAUAAAGAAUCUAAAUAUAUACAAAAUGAUAAACUGCAAAGAUGAGGGAUAUAAACAUGAUUUACAUAAUCAUGAGGUAAUACUUAACCAGUAGUUUCUUAGAAAUUUUUAAUUGUAUCACUUGGUGAGUGAAUUUUCUUUUACUUAAAGGAAUACUACAUGCUAAGCACUAAGGGAUACUACACGCUAAGCACUAAGCACCGUUGGAUGGACUGAUGGUCAAAUCUUUUCCAAGUCAGUCACAAGCAUUCUAUGAUCAUGAUUCUUAUUUGCACUUUGAGCAGCUCAUACCACUUUGGCAGGGCAACGUAGCUUAAAUGCGUAUUAAGGCAGAAUAUGCCCGUGUUAAGGCCCUUCUGCAAUGUCAGGCCCAGCUGGUGCUGUGGAAUUAAGAUUUAACCAGAUAAAGCUGAGAUGCAGUUAAUUAUAGAACUAUUGGGAAAUUAUAUCUGCAUUUAUACAUCAAAAACCAUUGAGACAAGAGUGUGUGACAUCUGCUCUCGCUGAUGGGUCUGACCUGAGCAGAGGCACGGGGGGAGCAAAGUGCUGGAGUUGCUGCUGGGGGCUUGCAGGGUCGGGCCUUUGAAAAGCAAGUGGUGAGAUACGUUGCUGAAAAGAUCAAAGAUAAUGAUUUAUAUUUAGAUCGAAACAAGAAAACAAACUCAUUUGAGUCAUCUUUAUCGCUGGAUCACUGGAGCUGGCUGUUUGCGUAAGUUUGAUGAUAAUAUCCUCAUUCUGUUUUAAAGUGGGUUUUUUUUACAAUCCUAUAAAAAUUGUAUUAGAAACAAAGUCUCCUCAUUCAUAAAAACAUUAGGGUCCAUGAAUCCAUAACCAAUUAACCUAAGAUGCUGACAUUUGUAUCAGCCUUCGGUCCCUAAGGAAGUAGUUCAGCUGUUUUGACUUGGAAAAGUCAGCUCUGAUGCUUUGCAAUAUUUGUGGCAAGCUAUCCCUGUAACAAACUGACUGCACUAUGGAAAUGUUGUAUAGAGCUCACUGUGCAAUACUGAGUCAAUACACUGUACACGUUUGAUCAAAAGAUUAAUAUUAAUGUUUAGAUUGUAUUUAUUGGUAAGAUGUUUGUUUCAAACAUACUACAUUGUGUUGAUACUUAUGAAUGGCCUAAAACCAAUAAAUUGUAUUUUACAUAUUGAGAA
Molecule: messenger RNA, 2884 nt
Organism: Calidris pugnax (ruff)
Lineage: Eukaryota; Metazoa; Chordata; Aves; Charadriiformes; Scolopacidae
Gene: GNB5
Product: guanine nucleotide binding protein (G protein), beta 5
Exons: 11
Coding region: 1-1062 (353 amino acids)
Biological process (GO): G protein-coupled dopamine receptor signaling pathway; G protein-coupled receptor signaling pathway
Cellular component (GO): cytoplasm; heterotrimeric G-protein complex
Molecular function (GO): signaling receptor complex adaptor activity; protein binding
Source: RefSeq, a predicted model, not a curated record